Messenger RNA from Vicugna pacos (alpaca), 681 nucleotides. NCBI's taxonomy places the organism in Eukaryota, Metazoa, Chordata, Mammalia, Artiodactyla, Camelidae. The record is from the annotation of a RefSeq genome assembly.
AUGAAAGAAAAUUUAUUUGCCUCUUUUAUUACCCCAACAAUAAUAGGACUUCCUAUUGUUACCCUUGUUGUCAUAUUCCCAAGUAUAUUAUUCCCAACCCCCACCCGACUAAUUAAUAACCGCUUAAUCUCUUUUCAACAUUGGCUAAUUCGACUCACGUCUAAGCAAAUAAUAACUAUUCAUAAUUACAAAGGACAGACCUGGUCCUUAAUGCUAAUAUCUCUAAUUAUAUUUAUUGGGGCUACUAACCUUCUAGGACUCCUUCCGCACUCAUUUACCCCUACCACACAACUAUCAAUAAACUUAGGCAUAGCAGUUCCUCUAUGAGCUGGGACUGUAGUUACUGGCUUCCGCAAUAAAACGAAAGCAUCACUAGCACAUUUCCUCCCCCAAGGAACACCUACACCACUAAUCCCCAUACUAGUAAUUAUCGAAACUAUCAGCCUGUUCAUUCAACCCGUAGCCCUGGCCGUUCGACUAACAGCUAAUAUCACAGCAGGCCAUUUAUUAAUGCACCUAAUUGGAGGAGCUACCCUAGCCCUAAUAAAUAUUAGUACACUAACAGCCCUCAUCACCUUUGUAGUCCUAAUUUUACUUACAAUUCUCGAAUUUGCCGUAGCUAUAAUUCAAGCCUAUGUUUUCACCCUACUAGUAAGCCUAUACCUACAUGACAAUACUUAA